AUGGGCAAGAACGUGAUAAAGCACGGAGGUAAAUCAGGUAUUCUUCCACCUGCUAGGGAGAUAUUCAAGCAGCCUAUCAAGCCAAUUACCAUCAAGAAGAACCCUAAUACGGGCUACGCUCCCAACAUCCCUCAUCCUCGGGGGUCAACCAGGGAAGCUAUAGUUCCUAAGGUGGUUACAAUCGAAGAAAAAAUUAGCAAAACUGCCCCCGAGCCCAAGAAGAUUUACUCAAGUGAGGAGUUAAGUAAGCUUUCAGCUGAUCAACAGUGGAAGAUCAAGAACAGCAAAUUGCGUCGAGAUUACUUGAAGGAAAGUUACUACCAAGAAGAGAAGAACUUAGAACAUAAGGAGAAGAUCCAGCAUUUGAAAGAGAGCAAAGCAAAAGAAGAAGCUGCCGCUGCUUCUCAUUACGAAGUUAGUGAGGCUUUCCGAUUGACUUUACCAUCGAUGGAGCAGUUCCUGGAAGGGCCAAUCGUCAGACAAAGAACAAAAGAGGAGAAACGGUUGUUGAAACUAAAGAGAGAACAUAAUAGGCUACAACGCGAGUUGGCUAUCAAGGAGCAAAAAGCGUCCGAUCUUUUGAGAUUGUGUUCUUCUGCCAAAAAUUUCAUUGUGACAGAAGAAGAGCUGGAAAGGAGAGUAGAGGAACUGUACCGCACCGGACCCAAGGCUUACUUCAAUGGCUCUAAUAUGAACUCUUUUGAGGACCAACAGGCGCUGGAUAUAGAGAAGACUGUGCAAGAGAAAUUAUUUGGUACUGUGAAUGAAGGACCGGGUAUCUCAACUAUUGAAGACAUACUGAGUGGAGAAACUGAAAAGUUGAAGAAUGCCGUAGAGGAUAAGGUGAAACAGAAUGAUAAAUAA
Messenger RNA from Komagataella phaffii GS115, 864 nucleotides. RefSeq names its product Mitochondrial ribosomal protein of the small subunit. The transcript has a single exon. The coding region runs from base 1 to 864 and encodes 287 amino acids. The record is from RefSeq and is a predicted model, not a curated record. Lineage: Eukaryota; Fungi; Ascomycota; Pichiomycetes; Pichiales; Pichiaceae.